UACUCUACACGUAUAGGGAAGCGUGUGGUUAGGAUAUUAAAGAAUCAUUAGAAUCAUUAGAAGAAUUAUUGUUCAACGAGAACAAUAACCUUUAUGCACAGUGCGAGAGAUACGUUUCUCGUAGCAGUACAAAAAAGAAUGCCAGGACCUCUCUAGGCACGGCCUAGGGUUAUGGCGACAUUACAAUUAUAGAUUAUAGACUACAACAAUUAGUCAUUUAUUCCUUACGCUUUUUACUGCGAUUUGUAUAGUACAGAAAAUUGUUUAUGUGCUGAGUGUAAACAGUGCCCUUCAAUUCUUGUCGUUGGAGGGGAAUACACAUAUCAUAUUCCCCUUUCUCGAUCGAAACGAAUACACUUUUGCAUACAUGUGUGAAUGUGUUUAAACACUGCAGUCCUGUGCGAACUUGAUACUUGAUUUCUUGAAAAUGGCUAACAUACCAUUUCGUAAUGUACAUAGAGUAUCAAACUUGUUUCAACCGUUGAAUAACUCGCAUUCCUCUAUUAAAAAAACAAUAAAUAUUACGAAAACUUACAAAAAUUUGAUCAACUAUGGAUUAAUCAAACCAGUUAAUAAUGGAAUGUAUGCAUUUCUACCUCUGGGAUUGCGUGUCUUAAAUAAAUUGAUAAAUCUUGUUGAUCAUGAAAUGGAGAGGUUAGGAGCACAAAAAUUAAUGCUCCCGGCUUUAACCUCUAAAAGUUUAUGGAAACAAACGGACAGAUUUGAAAACAGUAAGACUGAAUUAUUUAAAAUAGAAGAUAGACACAGGAAAGAAUAUAUACUUAGUCCAUCGUACGAAGAAACAAUUUGUGAUUUAAUAUCAUCUGUUGGUGUUCUGUCUCCGAAGCUUUUACCCUUAAAAUUAUAUCAAAUUUCUAAUAAAUGGAGAGAUGAGAUGAAACCUCGUCUUGGAUUUCUUAGAAGCAAAGAGUUUGUCAUGAAGGAUUUAUAUACGUUCGAUAAAACUCUGGAUGAUGCAAAGAAUACUUACGAGUUAGUAUGUGACGCAUAUGAUAAUGUAUUUCAAAAAAUAGGCAUAACAUUUAGAAAAGCUGUUGGUGAUACAGGAUCAGUUGGAGGUUUGCUAUCCCAUGAGUAUCAUUAUAUAAGCAAUAUUGGAGAAGAUAUUAUUUAUGUAUGUUCAUCUUGCCAAUACUCUAUUAACAAAACCAUAUGCGAAGAAUCGCAUUGUCCUCAAUGUAAGAACAAAUUUCUUGAACAACACUCUGCAGAGGUGGGUCAUACGUUUUUGCUAGAUACAAAAUACACAAAACCUCUAAAAGCUUUAUAUAAAUCACACAACAACAAAUUAUUGCCAUUGGCAAUGGGUUCUUUUGGACUUGGUUUGAGUCGCAUCUUUACUAUCGCGGCCGAAGCAUUGUCCAUCGAAGACGAACUAAGAUGGCCAAACGGUUUAGCGCCUUAUACCGUGUGCAUUAUACCUCCAAAGGCUGGUAGCAAGGAAGAUACUGCAUCUGAGUACGUGGACCAAAUACUAACUAUUUUAAAUCAAUUGAAUAUUGAUACUAUACUCGAUGAUAGGACAAAAUUAACUAUUGGAAGUCGUCUUAUAUAUGCUCGACAAAUUGGAUUCCCUUAUGUUAUUGUAGUUGGUAAGAGAGCCAUGCAGAUACCACCAUUAUUCGAAAUCCAUAAUGUAAGUGACUCAGCAUAUCAUGAAAUACCUUUAGAAAGUAUAUACAACUAUUUUAAUGAUGAAAAUAACAAAGCUGGGGAAGCGCAUAUUUCGAAAGUAGCUGUUUGAGGAUAAACCAAUUAAUUUAUAAUUUAAUCAAAAAAGUAAAUUUAAUUUGUG
Molecule: messenger RNA, 1816 nt
Organism: Colletes gigas
Lineage: Eukaryota; Metazoa; Arthropoda; Insecta; Hymenoptera; Colletidae
Gene: ProRS-m
Product: probable proline--tRNA ligase, mitochondrial
Exons: 6
Coding region: 428-1765 (445 amino acids)
Biological process (GO): prolyl-tRNA aminoacylation
Cellular component (GO): mitochondrion; cytoplasm
Molecular function (GO): proline-tRNA ligase activity; ATP binding
Source: RefSeq, a predicted model, not a curated record